AUGGCACCAGUAAACCCCAAUAUGAAAAACAGAGGACAGUUCGUGAACAAGAACUUUAAAAAAAACUAUGCAAGGGGUCCUGUGUCCGCUGCCACGAAAAAGAAACGAAAAUGGGUACCAGAGCAAAAGGUUUUCGACGGCAGCCUAACAGAAGGACAAGGAUUUGCCUUCAAAAGGAAAGAAAAGAUCCGACAUGAAUACAGCAAACUCCUUCGAAAGGAGAGAAGGAGAAAUCCAGAGGUAAAAAUACAGACAACGGAGGAAUACCCGGAACAUCUGAAGCAUCUUUACUUGGCCGAGAAGGAGAAACUGGAGGAAGAGGAGCGCACUAAACAGCUGAAACGAAGGAAAGGGAGGGCACCUGAUCCAGGGCAAGAAGAACAGACCAGCACAAAUGGUUCUGAUUCCAGGGAUGCAGUUGCCUCAGCAACCAGUACCUCCUCUGACCAAACCGGUGUCCCAGCCUUGCCGCGUGAGCAAGAGCAGCCUGCUCAGAGGGACAGUUUUCCUAAAACUCCCAUUGGUAAAAAGAAACAGAAGAUGUCCUCCUACCAGAGAACACAGCAGGAGUUCGAGAGGAGAAAAGAGGAGCGGGAGCGUAAGAGAGAGGCAUUUUUGAAGGACAAAGCCCAGAGAGAGGAGGCCUUGAAGAGGUACAAGGAGAAAAAAAUGGCAACUUAUCAGCUGCUGAAGAAAAAGACCAAGAAGGGACAGCCAAACCUGAACCUGCAGAUGGAGCUGCUGCUUCAGAAGAUCCAGGAGCAGAGAAAAUGACCUGUCUUGUAGUGCUGACCUGUGGCUCUGUCAGGAAUCCUGAUCCACUGACACACUCAGUCCUGAUUUUCUCAUCACUGAGAGACUGUCAGCGCAUGACUGAUGAACUGAAUGCGUGGAAAGAUUCAUGGAAGUGGAUGGGAGAGUGUUUGUUUAAUUUAAUUGGUGGACUUUGUAGGG
Molecule: messenger RNA, 954 nt
Organism: Chanos chanos (milkfish)
Lineage: Eukaryota; Metazoa; Chordata; Actinopteri; Gonorynchiformes; Chanidae
Gene: ccdc59
Product: coiled-coil domain containing 59
Exons: 4
Coding region: 1-774 (257 amino acids)
Cellular component (GO): nucleus
Source: RefSeq, a predicted model, not a curated record